AUGGCAGAAACUGAUAGGCGUAUACACAGACGCGCCCCAUCAAUGCUUGGAUGUCGCUCAGGAUUCGUGCAGAUGGUCAGAGAAAAAAACCCUAGUGUUACUGCUAUCCACUGUGUAAUACACCGUCAAACAUUGGCAGCUAAGAUACUUCCAAAGGAACUCAAUGAUGUCUUGAAAUUGUGCAUCAAAAUCAAGUAUGCUGGCUCCCAAAAGGAAAUAUGCAAGGAAGAUUAUUUGAACUUCGAGACGAAAAAGCCCGGUGUUCAUGUUGCAUUGGCUUAUCUGUCAGAUAUCUUUGAAUCUUUAAACACAUUGAAUUUGAAAUUACAAGGUGGAGAGUCAAACAUAAUUUUUCAUCGGGUUGCCAUCAAAGCAUUUACUGACAGGUUGCAACAAUGGAAAUGUAAAAUUUUAGCCUGCAAUUAUUACUGCUUUCACAGAUUGUUUGGAAUCCUGGAAGAAGCCAGAUUUCACAACGAUUUUAAGGAUACUGAUACUAAGAUUGAAAUAUCGAAACUUAUAGGUUAG
Messenger RNA from Schistocerca nitens (vagrant locust), 528 nucleotides. RefSeq names its product protein FAM200B-like. The transcript is spliced from 3 exons. NCBI's taxonomy places the organism in Eukaryota, Metazoa, Arthropoda, Insecta, Orthoptera, Acrididae. Bases 1 to 528 code for a protein of 175 amino acids. The record is from RefSeq and is a predicted model, not a curated record.